Messenger RNA from Orbilia oligospora ATCC 24927, 909 nucleotides. RefSeq lists its product as uncharacterized. The record is from RefSeq and is a predicted model, not a curated record. The transcript has a single exon. NCBI's taxonomy places the organism in Eukaryota, Fungi, Ascomycota, Orbiliomycetes, Orbiliales, Orbiliaceae. The coding region runs from base 1 to 909 and encodes 302 amino acids.
AUGAAGCUACUCAUAUCCUGUUCUUUAUUAUUCUUAAUAUACUUGAUAAGUCUUUCAAUCGCCGAAGAAAUUCAAUUUUCAAGAGUAAAACGAUACAAGCCUGACAUCGGCGACGAACUUAUCGAGACCGAUCCACCACUUACAUCCACCGUCAUCUUCGACGAUGUUGAUACCUCACAUACAGCCCCCGCCGACAAAGGCGGCUCCAAAACAUCUCUAGAAUUAUUCAUAGAACCCACAGACUCAGUAUCCAAAUCCACUGAAUCCCCACCUUCCGAAACCCUAAAACCAACAAAACCCGACGCUUCAAAUUCAAAUACAGACGACUCUCCGCCACCUCUUACAGAUUCUGACUCCGAUUAUAAUAAUUCUACCUCCAAUUCAAACAGCACCUCCAAAAAACCAACCGGAAAGCCCAAACCUUCCUCCUCUUCCUCCGCACCACCAGAAGACGUCGUCGAAGAACAACCACCAGAAACAACCACCGCCUUCUUCCAAAAACUCGUAAAAGUCCACAUAAACCCCACCCAAGCCCCAAACUACCCCACAAAACCCACAAACUACCCACCAUUCGCAGACUACGAACAGGGUAUAGUCUACGUCAAGGGUAUCCCCCACCAAAUCCUCGCCGCGGAUACGAAUUACAAUCGUCUAAAGCAGGCAGAGGACGGUAUAGGCUGGGAGGAAGCGGAUAAGAAGGAUGAUAAACAGAAACAGGAGGAGUUAGAACAGGAGUUAGAGCAUCAGGAUAGAUUGGUUGCUGGGGGAGCUGGGGGCGAUGGUCAUGUGGUUUAUAGUGCUGAUGUGACGAGUGGGGAGGAGAAUGCGGUUAAGAAGGCUGUGUUUUUUAGUGUUAUUGCGGCGGGGAUAAUUACAAUUGGAUUGUUGGCUUUCUUUGGGGUGUUUUAA